Messenger RNA from Chiroxiphia lanceolata (lance-tailed manakin), 1371 nucleotides. It is a transcript of the gene DRD3, whose product is annotated as dopamine receptor D3. The record is from RefSeq and is a predicted model, not a curated record. Bases 80 to 1357 code for a protein of 425 amino acids. Gene Ontology annotation, biological process: adenylate cyclase-activating adrenergic receptor signaling pathway; adenylate cyclase-inhibiting dopamine receptor signaling pathway. Gene Ontology annotation, cellular component: plasma membrane. The transcript has 7 exons. Gene Ontology annotation, molecular function: dopamine neurotransmitter receptor activity, coupled via Gi/Go; G protein-coupled receptor activity. NCBI's taxonomy places the organism in Eukaryota, Metazoa, Chordata, Aves, Passeriformes, Pipridae.
UACAAGGUGCUAUGCAUACAUUAUCCUGAAGCUGAUUGAAUUCCUUUUUGGUCACCACUGUGAAAACAGCGGCAUCCCCAUGGCCGUCUUCACAAGAGCCAGCAGUCAUCCUAACACCACUAACCCCAUCCCCUGUGGGGCAAACAACACUACAGAGCCUGACCUGCCACAUUCACAUGCCUACUAUGCCCUCUGCUACUGCCUCUUGAUUUUGGCCAUCAUCUUUGGGAACGUGCUAGUUUGCUUAGCUGUGCUGAGGGAACGCACCUUGCAAACCACAACAAACUAUCUUGUGGUGAGCCUGGCAGUGGCAGAUUUGCUGGUGGCUACUUUGGUGAUGCCAUGGAUGGUGUACCUAGAGGUGACCGGAGGAGUCUGGACAUUCAGCCGUAUCUGUUGUGAUAUCUUCGUCACCAUGGAUGUAAUGAUGUGCACAGCCAGCAUUUUAAACCUCUGUGCUAUCAGCAUCGACAGAUACACCGCAGUGGUGAAACCAGUUCAAUACCAGUACAGCACUGGGCAGAGCUCCUGCAGGAGGGUGUCUGUCAUGAUCGUGGUAGUCUGGAUGCUGGCAUUUGCAGUGUCAUGUCCUCUCCUCUUUGGCUUCAAUACUACAGGGGAUCCUAGUGUCUGUUCCAUAUCCAACCCUAGUUUCAUCAUCUACUCCUCUUUGGUGUCCUUCUACCUCCCCUUCAUGGUGACCCUGCUGCUCUAUGUCCGGAUUUAUCUCGUGCUAAGACAAAGGCAAAAGAAGAGAACCCUCACCCGGCAGGGCAGCCACAGCGCCAGCACCAAACCGUGCCAUGCACACAAAGAACACAUGGAGAGAAAAGCUUUGCCAAAUGGAUGCCAAGGCACCUUUCCCCCCUGUCUCCCACUCAAAUGCACAGGCCAGGAGAUGUCUACCAAAAGGAAGUUGCUGACUGUCUUCAGCCUGCAGCGGUACCGGAGCUUCUGCCAUGAGGCAUCCCUCACCAAGACACCAGGGACUACACAAAACAGCAGGCAGGAAGAGAGGAGAAUGUGUACAAAACCAGGAGUGGAGGUACAGAGGCUCAGCAAUGGCAAAACCAUCAGCUCUUUGAAGCUGGCACAGCAGCAGCCCCGACUGAUCCAGCUCCGGGAGAGAAAGGCUACACAGAUGCUAGCGAUUGUCCUGGGCACAUUCAUAGUUUGCUGGCUGCCCUUCUUCUUGAUUCACAUCCUCAAUGCCCACUGCCCAUCCUGCCAUGUGCCUCCAAGGCUUUACAGUGCCAGCACUUGGCUUGGCUACGUCAACAGUGCCCUCAACCCCAUCAUCUACACAACCUUCAACACUGACUUCCGCAAAGCCUUCCUCAAGAUCCUGUGCUGCUGACUGCAGGGCCGGCA